This is a messenger RNA of Pristis pectinata (smalltooth sawfish), 3630 nucleotides long. It is a transcript of the gene tsga10, whose product is annotated as testis specific, 10. The coding region runs from base 559 to 3027 and encodes 822 amino acids. The record is from RefSeq and is a predicted model, not a curated record. The transcript is spliced from 22 exons. NCBI's taxonomy places the organism in Eukaryota, Metazoa, Chordata, Chondrichthyes, Rhinopristiformes, Pristidae.
GAGUGAUCGGGUGGCCGCGGUAAGAGGGAGAGCGUUGUCUCUGCCUGAGCGUCCACAGAUUGUACCUGUGAAGAGUUGGAGGAAACUAUAACAAAUGACAUAGAACUCUUGGGUCAGAAUCUUGAAUCUGAGUUAGCACUUGAACUCACAGGAUUUAAAGACGAGGCUAGAAAUAGCCAGGAUCAUAAUUUUCAGCUAAGUUUUCAGAUUAACCAGCUAGAGAAGGCAAAUCAUACUUUAGAGAAGCAAAUCCAUGGCUUAUUGCAGAGUAAAGAUGAUGUAUCCCGCCAAGUGAAGAAAUUAACAAAUAAGAACCAGGAACUCUCCAAGGAACUUAAUGAAAUAGAUCGAUUAGCUGAGAAGCUUGAAAAAGAUAAGGAAUUAGCACUUACUGUUGCAUGUAAUGAAAUAAAAAUAGCCGAGUUACCUGCCCAAAAAUCCUUUGGGUUUGCAAAGCAAUUCUGAUCCUUGCUGGCGAUCCAAUUUGUUGAAAUUGAAAGUGUUCAGUUGCUCAUCCUUGAUUGUGGAGGAAUGGAUUGAUGGACUACAUUAGGUUACAUGAUUGAAAUUGAAAAGCAAGAGAGGGACAUUGUUGUGUUGGAGCAAGCCAUCGUAAAACUCAGAUCAGAUACGGCAAAAUCCAAGCAGCAACUUGAGGAAAUUAGAGCAGAAUUACAGGCGAAGACUGAAGGGAGCAAUGGGGCGUUAACUCAGUUUGAGAAUUGUCAACAAAAUAAAGCUGAGAAAGCUUUUGAUAAAGAUUUUGAUUUUUUUCGAGAAUCUGAAGAUACAGAAGCUCAGCUGCGCACAUAUGAGCAAAAUAAAUCUCCUUUUCUGUUAGAUGCAUUUGUGAAGAAUAUAGCACAGGAAAGAGAUUUUUAUAAAUCUGAGGCAGAAUACUUGUUGAAAAUGUUAAGAAGCAAACCUUCAGGCCAAGGCAAUUCAUCCAGAGGACGUAGUCCACUGCGUUCGUCUCCUGUGAAGGGAGGGAGUUAUGAGUCUGAGCUCAUAUGCGUAAUUAAAGAGCGUGAUGAUCUUCAAGCCAUGGUAAACAAAUAUGAAAGGCACUUGGCAGAAGUCCAGGCAAAUGUCAAAGUUUUAACUGCAGAAAGAGACCAAAGCAAACUCCUCUAUGAGCAGGCUCAAGAAGAGCUCACUAGGCUGCGAAGGGAUGCAGUGAAGUCACCAAGAUCUCAGAAAAACAGUCUGACAGCACAAGAUAUUCUGCGACGUUUGGAGUGUGAACGUGAUGAAGCUGUUGCAGACUUGAGGAGAAUGACCACAGAACGAGACAGUCUCAGAGAACGAUUAAAGAUUUCCCAGGAGACUGCAAUUAAUGAGAGAGCACAUCUGGAGCAAAGAAUAGAAGACCUGAAGGCUUCCUUGCAUACAUUGGAAAAUGAAAGAUUGGAACAUCGAUCAAGACUGACUUGUCUAAAAGAUAGUGUAACCUCCCUGGAGGAAGAAGUCAAAAUAUUGGCUAGAAAGUCAUCUGACACUGAAGAUGAGCUGUGCAGACAGAGAGCAGAAAACAACCAGAUCAGAUUAUUAAUGGAUCAAGCAGAAGAUAGUCUUGCUGAAACCCAGAGACGCCUCUCAUUAAAAACUACUGAUCUACAACUUGCGCAGGAUAAAAAUGUUCGCCAGAGUGAAAAGAUUGAUGAUCUGAGUAGGCAGGUUGCUUCGCUUCAAGAAGAAGUUAGCUCAGUUCGAUCCAAUGUCUAUGAACUUGAUAAGCAAAAGAACAGUUUACAAGAGCUUGUCGAUGAAAAGACUGAAACAAUUGCUUCUCUGGAAGAAAGUCUUCACCAGAAAAAAAAGAACAUAGCAGAUAACCAACUGAACAUAAGCGAACUGGAAGCAACUGUUGAUCAAUUGAAUGAGUCUAUCAACAAUAAAGAAAAUGAGAUAUCCAAUCUUCAGCGGCAAUACGAUUCCAUCAAUUCCGAACUAACAGAAGUAGGCCAGUUACGAGAAACUGCUGUUCGUGAAAAUAAUCACCUGCAUGAACAGCUAUCAAAACUAAAAUAUGACAAUCAGGCAGCAAAUCGCAAAUUGGAGGAAUCUAUUCAAGAGAGUAAAGAUUUGAAGCUCAAAAUCCAGGAUUAUAUUACUGAGAUAUCCAAGGUGGAGAAUAUGCUUAGUGGAAAGGAAAAUGAAAAUUUUAAUCUCCUGGAGCAAGUUCGUAGAUCAAAUGCACAGACAGAGACCUGGGAACUGAAGGCCCGCCAAAUAGAAGGAGAGUUCAAUUCAGUUCAGCUGGAGCUUGUUACUGUUAAAUCUGAUAACCGCAGGAUGUGUGAAAAACUUGGCUCACUUGAAAAAGAAAUUGAGGAGCAAGAGGCUGCAAGAAAUGCCUACAAGGCCCAGGUUUGCUCACUUAAUAAGUUGAUAAUGAAGCUGGAAGAAGAACUUCGGCAGGUCCAGACUGAAAAGACCACAGCCCUUACUGACCUCACAUCCACUCAAGAACUUUGCCUGAAGCUGGACUCUAACAAAGAGAUGAUGAUGAGGCAGGUGGCCAACAAAAACAAGGAGAUGGAGCAGGUUCUAAGUGAACUUGAAUCAGCCCGUUCUGAAAUAGAGCUCUUAAGAAAUCAGCUGUCAAGUGAGAGAACUUCAAUAAAAAAUCUGGAAUCCUUGUUGGCAUCUAAUCGGGAGAAAAAGUUCCAAAGCCAAAUGGUCACUCAGGAGAAAGAGACUGAAAUUCAGCUCUUUAAAGAUAAACUUUCCUUGGCUGAAAGCAAACUGGCUUCUCAAUCCCGUGAAAUAUCUCAACUGAGGAGCAAGGCAGCUAUGCUUGAAACGGAAUUAGAUAUGGCAAAGAGACAGUUGGGUACUGAACGAUUUGAAAGGGAAUGUGCAGUUCAGGAACUUCGCCGACAUGGCCCCUCUUACCGUACUACAUCACCACCUCAACCUUCUCUCAGUCCAGGUUCACACUCACCUGAACGUUCCAGCCGUCGAUCUCCUGAUUGUUCCCUAAACAGAUCACUGAACAGGGCAUCAUCUUUGAAGGAGUUUUGACGUUAGUGAAGGUUUAUCUCCAUAAUCAUUUGGAAAGGAACCUUUGAAACAUACAGGAAGAACAUUCCCCAUUUCAGAACAAUUGAAUUCUGUAUUAUCAAUUUUGUUUGAACGUGUUAAUGAAGUACCCAUACUUUCACCUUAUAUGCCAGAGAAUUUUACUUUGUCUAUUGCAUUUGCUUUUCCUUCUUGGGAUUUAAACAAAGUGCAAAGAGAUGCAACUUUUAAAAAGGUUUUCAGUCAUUAUCACAUAAUCUAUAGACAUUUCACUGUCUUGCACUGUAGCUCAACUUUUUAAGUGAAUAUCAUUAACUGAACUUGAAUACAAGCAGUUAAAAGUUGCCAAUAAAUCCAUUGAACCAAGGAACUUCUUGUGCACUGUUUUCAAUUGUUACUGUUAUAAAAUAGAAACUUAACCUUUAUAAACUAGUUUCAGAAAGAUUGUAAUCAAUUGUACUGCUAACUUUGAAAUUUACCCGUAGACAUUAAUUAACUAAUCCUGUGUAUAAUCAAUCAUUUAAUGUGAUUUCAAAAGCAAAGUCUGUGGUAGAACUUUAUUGAUGCCAUUUUUUUCACUGUUUCCUUAUUAAGCAUAAAAACGUA